AUGUCAAAUACCGUGAGAGAAAUCGAGUCCAUCCCUGGUACUGUACAACCUCAUGUCGGUGAAACGCCCAUUCUUGACAAGGUUAAUUCUUCCCCUGCAAUCGCUGUACAAUCGUCGUCACCAGAAAAAAGCGUUUCGGAAGGAAGAGAUAUUCUGGCUAUGAAAUCCGCUUCACAACAAUCGCUUACUGUACCAGAAAAAACGAAUACAGUUCCAACUGUUUCUACUCCGUCGAUAGUCAGUAGCCCACCGAUCAUGCAAGAAACAUCAGUGCCUGUUCCUGCACCAGCCCCAACGACAGUACCUACAACAGAAUCAAUUCCACAAUCUGAAUCGUAUUCAUCGCUUCCAACUACUCCACAGAAUCCGUCACAACCUACACCUGCACCUUCACCUGCAUCUCAACCUCCUCCGCCAACAUUUCCAGCCGCUGUAGAAGUUCAUCGAAAUGACGAAACUAAUGAGCCAGCCAUUGUGCGUCAAGUAUCAACACAUUCGAUCGGCAUCCAACCAACCAUCUGGGAAUCCUAUAAAGCAUUGGGAGAUCAAUAUGCGAAACAAGAAGAAGCAGAUCAAGAAAGUUGCUCCAGUUCACUAGAAGCGCUCAUACAGAGUAGAUAUCCCGAAGCUUACGUCAAUGCUCCAAUCGAAACAGCGCCGCCACCAACAGGCAAACCACCGUCAGCAGACAAAACGCCACCGGAAAGCAAAAAAUCACCAGAUGAAAUUAAGUCACCAGAAGAGAAAGAGACCAUCAGAAGAGGCCGAACCACCUGA
Messenger RNA from Cooperia oncophora, 777 nucleotides. The record is from the annotation of a GenBank genome assembly. Lineage: Eukaryota; Metazoa; Nematoda; Chromadorea; Rhabditida; Trichostrongylidae.